AGCAGUCGCUCCUUCCGGUGUCCUUCCCGGCGGGGGCGGUGGCGGGGCGGCCAUGGCGCAGAACCUGAAGGACCUAGCGGGACGGCUGCCGACCGGACCCCGCGGCGUCGGCACCGCACUUAAGCUACUUUUGGGCGCCGGUGCCCUGGCCUACGGCGUGCGAGAGUCCGUCUUCAUUGUGGAGGGCGGCCAGCGCGCCAUCUUCUUCAACCGGAUUGGCGGCGUGCAGCAGGACACCAUCCUAGCCGAGGGGCUGCACUUCAGGAUCCCCUGGUUCCAGUAUCCCAUCAUCUAUGACAUCCGAGCGCGGCCGCGGAAAAUCUCCUCCCCCACUGGUUCCAAAGACCUGCAGAUGGUGAACAUCUCCCUGCGUGUGCUGACGCGGCCCAACGCAGCCGAGCUGCCCAGCAUGUACCAGCGCCUGGGACUGGACUACGAGGAGCGCGUCCUGCCCUCCAUCGUCAAUGAGGUGCUCAAGAGCGUCGUGGCCAAGUUCAACGCCUCGCAGCUCAUCACACAGAGAGCCCAGGUGUCUCUGCUCAUUAGGCGAGAACUGACAGAGAGAGCCAAGGAUUUCAGCCUCAUCCUGGAUGAUGUGGCUAUCACGGAGCUCAGUUUCAGUCGUGAAUACACAGCUGCUGUGGAGGCUAAGCAAGUGGCCCAGCAGGAGGCACAGCGCGCCCAGUUCCUGGUGGAGAAGGCCAAGCAGGAGCAGAAGCAGAAGAUAGUUCAGGCCGAGGGGGAAGCGACAGCUGCCAAGAUGCUUGGGGAAGCUCUCAGCAGGAAUCCAGGCUACAUCAAGCUACGUAAGAUCCGAGCUGCUCAAAACAUCUCAAAAACGAUUGCUGCCUCACAAAACCGUGUGUAUCUCACAGCAGAUAACUUGGUACUGAACCUGCAGGAUGAGGCCUUCACCAGAGGAAGUGACAGUCUCCUAGCCAAAGGGAAGAAAUGAAAGAAGCUGAAGAUUCCUAGAACCAGCGUUGCUGACCAGCAGAAGAUAGGAGUGAGGAUCUUUGAACUCCCUCCACUAGUAUUUUUUGUCCUCACUAUGAAGUUUUUAAUCCAGUAGCCAGAUUUGGUCCCCUGCCUCUGCCCCAUCUAUGGUGAUUCAGUUACAGGAAUGGGCUCUGCCUCUAUGCAGCUGUAAUUCCUUCCUCAUUCCACCAGUUAAAUUUGGAGAGUGGGCAAAGGGGCUUACUGGUAUUAACCCAUGUGGAUAUUUGCCUCUAAUCUUCAUUAAUAUUUAGAUUUGUGCAGGAUAUCAAAUUAUUUUUUGGCCAAGUGAGGGAGUUCUUUUGCCAUCAGCAUCAGGCUUUUUUUGUAGUGAAUUUUGUUUCUCUUUCACUCUUGAUCCCAAGAGAACUUGGGACUGAAUUCAGGACAAUGCCAUUCAUUGGGUGCCUGUCACUGCUGGAAUAUCUUAGUGUCACUGUCUGCUCAGUGAUACUUUCAAAUAUUUGUAAAAAUUAAAAAUCAACCAAAUUUA
Molecule: messenger RNA, 1489 nt
Organism: Catharus ustulatus (Swainson's thrush)
Lineage: Eukaryota; Metazoa; Chordata; Aves; Passeriformes; Turdidae
Gene: PHB2
Product: prohibitin 2
Exons: 10
Coding region: 53-955 (300 amino acids)
Biological process (GO): mitochondrion organization
Cellular component (GO): mitochondrion; membrane
Source: RefSeq, a predicted model, not a curated record